This is a messenger RNA of Odobenus rosmarus divergens (Pacific walrus), 1365 nucleotides long. RefSeq names its product erythroid membrane-associated protein-like. The transcript has 8 exons. The record is from RefSeq and is a predicted model, not a curated record. Gene Ontology annotation, cellular component: anaphase-promoting complex. Gene Ontology annotation, molecular function: protein binding. Lineage: Eukaryota; Metazoa; Chordata; Mammalia; Carnivora; Odobenidae. Bases 1 to 1365 code for a protein of 454 amino acids.
AUGGACAGUGAGGUACAGAGAGAUGGAAGGAUCUUGGACUUGAUUGACGAUGCUUGGCGAGAAGACAAGCUGCCCUAUGAGGAUGUUGCAAUACCACAGAAUGAGCUUCCUGAACCUGAACAGGACAACGGUGGCACCACAGAAUCUGUUAAAGAACAAGAAAUGAAGUGGACCGACUUGGCCUUUCAGUAUCUCCAUGAGAAUUUCUUUGAAUGUGAAUUAAGGAUUUUUGAGGAUUUUCCAGAUCUGUUCAUCAAAUGGCUGCAGCUCACUAAUUCAGUUAGCCUGGUCUACUUGUUUACCCAUCAGAUGGUCACAAUCAUGCCUGUCACAGUCUCAGUGUUGAUUCCACUGUUUUCGAAAUUACUUCCAGGGCAAUUCCAUGUGAUAGGACCAAGAGCACCAGUCAUUGCCUUGGUUGGGGAAGAGGCUGUGUUGUCCUGCCAGAUCAGCCCAUCAAUGGAUGCUCAGAACAUGGAAGUGAGAUGGUACCGGAAUGAUCCUCUAGGCCUGGUGCAUCGUUAUGGUACUUCCUGGAAUGAUAUGGAGGAGCUGAGGCCAGAAUACCAAGGGAGGACAGAGUUCCUGAAGGAGAAUAUUACCAAAGGGCAUGUUGCUUUAAGGAUCCAUCCCAUCCAACCUUCAGAUGGAGGAGAUUAUGCAUGUUUCUUUGAAAGUUCCACAUACUACAAUGAUGCAAAAUUCCAAGUGUUGGUCACAGUUCUAGAAGCUGGGAAACCCAAGGUCAAGGCAUUAGCAGAUCUGGUGUCUGAGAGUCCACUUCCUGGAAAGCUUCAUGCAGAACUUGGGUUGCAAUUUGCUCGACAACAUGCAGAAAAUGUUACCCUGGAUCCCGAGACAGCUCAUCCAUAUCUUGAAGUUGCCAAAGACAAGAAAAGUGUGAAAUCCAUUGGUUAUUUUCAGGAACUACCCAAAAGUAGUAAUCGGUUUGAUUCCCUAGUCUCUGUAUUAGGUCAGCAAAUUUUUUCCACAGGUAAACACUACUGGGAAGUGGAUGUGAAAAAUAAAAUGAAAUGGACUGUAGGCAUUUGUAAACAUUCUGUCCUCAAACAAGGAGAAAUCAUAGUGUCCCCAGAGACUGGGUUCUGGACACUGUGCUUAAAAAAAUGUAAUGACUACCAAGCUCUUACAAAUCCACGGAUAACACUCCACCUUGAGGAACCUCCUGAGAUAAUUGGAAUCUUCCUGGACUAUGAGGCUGGGAGGCUCUCAUUUUAUAAUGUGACCCACCUGACUCACAUCUACACCUACAAACAAAAGUUCACGGAGGCCUUACAACCAUACUUUUAUCCUGGUCCCCUCUACAAUGGUCAAAAUGAACAACCUCUGACCAUCAUACAUUAA